AUAUGUGUCUUUCACGACAAAAAGUUUGUGUUAAUUAGUUGGUAGAUAGAUUUUUAUAGCGUUUUCGAAUGAACGGUUUAAUUCAACCCGGUUCAAUUAAUCACUAUAUUUUACUAUGAAUUCAAGUCUUUUAUUGGCAGAGACAAUGCAAUGACGUCAUUAAUCGCUCUCAAAGCGAUUAAAUCUGCUAUAUUCGAAAACACUAUUAGAUCCGAUAUCCAAUUGCUACGUUUGUGAAAAGUAGAUAGUGAUAAAUGUACCUGCCAAUCAUCUCAUUGGACAACGGGCAGUGUGCAAUGGGCGUGUUUAGCAGAACAAACCGCUUAUUAUUAGUAGCAAUCAAAUGUGAUUGGUUCUUACUUUUAGAAUCAACAAAUCAACGUAAAGUAUUGAUAAGACGACAACUCAACAGUUGUUCUGUUGACGCGGCCAAUAGUAUGUUCUUAGAUAUCAGCGGUGACGUCACAAAGAAUUUCGCGCGCGAAACGUUAUCGCAGACUUCUCACUUCGCAGACAUUUCUUGUCAAGCGUCCGACAUUCACCGUACGAGUUCCAGAAACAUCGUUAUCACUGCAAUUUUGGUAUCAGCCGAUUCACAGUUUCUACAAGUUCAUCGAAAUCGUCUUCACAUAUUUCUUUUUACUUUCUCGCCGAAGCAUAUCUAUAUAAUACGUGUAUAUCAUCGUAGCCAGUUAUGUAUCUGUGUUUGCUGGGGUGUUAUCUCCGAGGGGAUGAUAAAGAAAAUAGCAAAGGCGGGGAUCAAUUUUGGAAUAUUACAAGAUACUUAUAAAGAAAGUGGAAGAGAGAGUCUAGAUCAAUUGUUGUCGGCUACACAAGAAGACAAUAAAUCUCGUGUCACCGCGAACAAAAACGUCAUAGAAAAGAUUCAAAUAUUUUUAGAUAAGAACCAAACACCAGCAGUCGUAUAAUUUUAAAACAAAGAGAAAAAUUAUUAAAAAAAAAUAUAUAUUUGUUUAAGAAUUCUCUGUGUUAGACAAUGUAACGUUUUUACUUCUUCAUAGAGGAAGCUUUGUUCUCAUGAAAAAAAAAUUUUUUCGAGAUUUUUAUGUCAA
This is a messenger RNA of Formica exsecta, 1073 nucleotides long. RefSeq lists its product as uncharacterized. Bases 255 to 929 code for a protein of 224 amino acids. The transcript is spliced from 2 exons. The record is from RefSeq and is a predicted model, not a curated record. NCBI's taxonomy places the organism in Eukaryota, Metazoa, Arthropoda, Insecta, Hymenoptera, Formicidae.